GUAGUUCCAUCUUGGGCUUCUUCUUCUUUCUUUGAUUCUCUGAAUUCUGAAUCUCUCCUCUCUCCCUGUCUUUUCGAUCUCUGCUUUCCAUAAGCUUCUUCUCUUCUCUCUCACCCUAAAAUUCAAAAAUGGCAACCGUGAACAGGCGCUCGGAGACUCAGGGUUACCAAGGCAACACACCUGUGACCACUACUACCAUGCCGACCUCAAAGCAGCCUGCCCCUGUGGCCAAGAGCGUCGACAGCCAAUCUGUUCUGAAAAGGCUACAGUCGGAACUGAUGGCUCUAAUGAUGAGUGGAGAUCCUGGUAUAUCUGCUUUUCCUGAGGAAGAUAACAUGUUCUGCUGGAAGGGUACAAUCUGUGGAAGCAAAGAUACAGUGUUUGAAGGGACAGAGUACAAGCUUUCUCUCUCUUUUCCAACUGAUUACCCUUUCAAAUCUCCCAAGGUCAAAUUUGAAACAAGCUGCUUCCAUCCAAAUGUAGAUGUUUAUGGAAAUAUUUGCUUGGACAUCCUUCAGGAUAAAUGGUCAUCAGCAUAUGAUGUGAGAACCAUAUUACUCUCCAUCCAGAGUCUGCUUGGAGAACCCAACAUAAGCUCACCUCUCAAUACUCAAGCAGCAGCACUAUGGAGCAAUCAAGAAGAGUACAGGAAAAUAGUGGAGAAGUUAUACAAAGCUGCUACUUAGUCUCAAUCUUCAGCAAGUUGAUGGCAUACCAUUC
Molecule: messenger RNA, 720 nt
Organism: Telopea speciosissima
Lineage: Eukaryota; Viridiplantae; Streptophyta; Magnoliopsida; Proteales; Proteaceae
Product: ubiquitin-conjugating enzyme E2 20-like
Exons: 6
Coding region: 129-686 (185 amino acids)
Source: RefSeq, a predicted model, not a curated record